This is a messenger RNA of Rhineura floridana, 7530 nucleotides long. RefSeq names its product zinc finger protein 436-like. The transcript has 5 exons. The record is from RefSeq and is a predicted model, not a curated record. The coding region runs from base 313 to 2478 and encodes 721 amino acids. Lineage: Eukaryota; Metazoa; Chordata; Lepidosauria; Squamata; Rhineuridae.
UGAAGGCCCUUCCUUUUUUUCUAUCGAUGAAUCUGUAAUGCUUUUCUUUGCUCCAAAGUAGUGUAACCAGAUGCAGUAUUCGAGGCUAGAGAAAGAUCUUUGCACCGUCUGGGAGGGAGUCAGGCUGGAAGUCUCUCCCAGUCCUACCUGGAGAUGCCACUGGGGAUUGAACCAGAGACCUUCUGCAUGCAAAACAGAUAACUGCUAAGGAGCACCAUGCCCUGUAAACAGUUGUGGACCCAGCAGUUUGACAUUGCUGAGAAACAUUGGCUAACGACGUGGGACUGACGACCACCAAGCCUUGGGGUGGCGAUGGCAGCAGAGCGCAGAUCUGUAGCCGCCUGGGCUGUCCAGCUGGAUUCCGUGCCAGAGGACGGAGUGAAGACUGAGGCAGCGGAGGACAUGUCGGAAUCUGACCCAGGCAAAGCUGCAGUGAAAGGCCCUCUGGCUAUCCGCUUGGCGAACAUGGACAGAUUCUGGGAAGAAACUGCACUGGACCAUAUUAAGCGGGAACCCGAGGGAGGGCCUCAGGAGUGCUGGGAAGCUCAGUGGCAGAGAUUCCUAAAGGGCGUGCGGUCUGCUCAGCCUGAACCAGGAAACAUGCAGCUGGGGAGGGACGGCCCGAGAGACAUCGAUCCUCAGGCUGAUUUGGCUCCCUUGGAAGGGGAAUUGGAUGGGAGGCUGCAGCCUGGGCGAGACCAGGCGGCCCAAGUCUUGCCUGGCCCCGACAGAGAAAGCCACCAGCCUGCCCGCAGCAUUUUGGCCACGGACAAGGCGGAUUUCGGGGAAGUGAAGGAGGAGAUCCCAGACGAGGCGGCCACCACCCCGGAAGUGGAGCGGCUCUGCUUCCGGCAGUUCCGCUACCAGGAGGCUGAGGGCCCCCGGGAGGUUUGGGAGAUGCUCUGGAAGCUCUGCCAUCGGUGGCUGAAGCCGGAGAGGCACACCAAGGAGCAGAUCCUGGAGCUGGUGAUCCUGGAGCAGUUCUUGGCCAUCCUGCCCCAGGAGAUGCAAGGCCGGGUCGGAGAAGGUAGGCCGGAGACUUGCUUUCAGGCAGUCGGCCUGGCAGAGGAUUUCCUGGAGAGGCAGGAAGAGAACGAGCUACCGGAACGACAGGCCCUGUGGACAUUCAAGGAGGAAGCUGGUGAUUCCCCCGAGGCAGGUGGGGAUCUGUCGGACUCUGGUGAGUGGCCGCUCUUCAGAGAGGUCAAGCAGGAGGACACGGCUGCCGAUGUCCCUUUGCUAGCAGGUGGCGAGAGGACAUUUUGGAAGGAGAAGAAUAUGCUGGUCAAUUCUGAAGGUGAAGUACGUUGGAUGCUGCCAGGGAGAACAGAACAGACCAUUUCACGAUACCCUGACUGGGGAGAAACUUCUGAAAACCAGCAGGAAGCUUGCCCCCAUAAUGAAGAAGGCGAAUCCAUUCAUUUUCAGCUCCCUGCAAUGCCAAUCCAGCAAAGAAUUCUCAAAGGCGAGAUAUGUACUGAGUGUGGAAAAUCCUUUCGAUGUAAAGCAGAGCUCACUGAACAUCAGAGAAUGCAUUCAGGAGAGAAACCUUACAUGUGCCCAGACUGUGGGAAGAGCUUCUGCAGGAGGAAUGUCUUGGUUGCACAUCAGAGGAUCCACACUGGGGAAAAGCCCUUUAAUUGCCUAGACUGUGGGAAAAACUUCAAUCAGCGAUCACAUCUUACAGCUCACGAAAGAACUCACACGCAAGAGAAGCCAUUUGAUUGCCCUGACUGUGGACAAAGCUUUAGCAGGCGAACUGGACUUGUGGCUCAUCAGAGAAUACACACGGGAGAGAAGCCCUAUCAUUGCCCAGACUGUGGGAAAAGCUUCAGGCAGAGAUUCGACCUUAUUCGACAUCAAAGAAUCCACACAGGUGAGAAACCGCACGAGUGCCCUGACUGCACCAAAAGCUUCAGGAACAAGUCAGCUUUCCUUGUGCACAGGAGGAUCCACACAGAGGAAAAACCAUACCCAUGUUCAGGUUGUGGGAAAAGCUUCCGCCAUCGCACAAACCUCCUUGCGCAUGAAAGGAUUCACACAGGAGAGAAGCCAUACAAGUGCACAGAAUGUGGAAAGAGCUUUGGCGAUGGGUCAUCCCUUAUGAAACACAAGCGAGCCCACACAGGAGAGAAACCGUAUAAGUGCUUGGAGUGUGGGAAAUGUUUUUCACAGAACGCCGGCCUGGUACAGCAUGAGAAGAUCCACACAGGAGAGAAGCCCUUCCAGUGCCCUGACUGUCCUAAAAGUUUCAGGGACAAGUCAGCUUUUGUUGUACACCAGAGGACCCACACGAGGGAGAAACCGUAUCAUUGCUCAGGCUGUGGGAAAAGCUUUAGCCACCGCUCUAACCUUCUUAAGCACGAAAGAAUCCACACUGGGGAGAAACCGUACAAGUGCUUGGAAUGUGGGAAGGGCUUCACUCAGAAGCCAAAUCUCCUUGUGCACGAGAGGACACAUCUGAAAGAGAAAGCGUAGAUUUUCUCAGAGGGUGGGGAAUGCCACCUCACUAGGCAUCAGUGGAGGAGCAAAUAGCUGAAAAAUAAAUAAGGUCACAAGUCUCCUUUUAGAGAUGCUCCAGUCUCUUGGCAUUUCCUGCCAUUAUUGAACGGCAAAGAGGAAAGUCAGGAGAAGUGUGUGUGUGUUUAUUUGUGGCAUAAUAGUGUGGGAGGUCGUCAGGCCAUGGUCAAGUCUCAGUGUAGAUGGAGAGACCUUCUUGAUAAGGUUCUUUUCAUAUCGUUCAGCAGUGAAGCUUGCAGGGAUCAAAAACCAUCUAAGGACAUAAGGAGAGCCCUGGUGGAUCAGAUGGAAGGUCUGCUGACACCAGCAUCCUGUUUCCCACAGCUUAGUUUAGUUUCUUUGGAGACUGCUUUCCCGCAGGAGACUGCAUCCAAAACAGCUUACCAUGAACAUUAACUUGUUAUCGAGAUACAUAAUUUUUUUUAAAAGCUGCCAAUUUGUUAUAAGUAGAGAUAUGAAAGGCUAGGAAAAAAUCCUGUUUUGUCUGGUAUUUUCUUCCAAUUUUUUCCGUUUUUUUCCCCCUGGGCCUUCGCAUCUUUAAUAACAUGGGUUCCCCACUUCUGGUUCAUGGACCACCAGCGGUCUGCAAGCUUAUAUUGCUUCAUUUUUCCUGAUAUUGUAUUUUAGAAUCAUAGAAUCAUAGAGUUGGAAGGGGCCUUGUAGGCCAUCGAGUCCAACCCCCUGCUCACAGCAGGAAAUCCACAGCUAGAGCAUCUCCCGCAGAUAGCUGUCCAGCCUCUGCUUGAAGACAUCCAGCGAAGGGGAUCCCACCACCUCCCUAGGCAGUCGGUUCCAUUGCCGAACUGCCCUUACUGUCAAGAAGUUCCUUCUAAUGUCCAAUCUGAAUCUACGCUCCUGCAACUUAAAACCAUUAGACCUAGUCCUACCCUCUGGGGCAGCAGAGAACAAAUCUGUACCCUCCUCUAUGUGACAGCCCUUCAGGUACUUAAAGAGUGCAAUCAUGUCGCCCCUCAGCCUUCUCUUCACCAGACUGAACAUGCCAAGUUCCUUCAACCUUUCCUCAUAUUUUAUUAUACUAUAGCUUGAAUUCCAUGGAAUGCAAAUGCUAAUACAAUAAAAUCCAAUGUAAGAAAUAAAAGAAGCAAUAACAUUACAGUUAAAAAUCAUACAGCACCUAGCACCAGCACACUGCAAUUGCUACAACAGGCAGAAAAAACCAUUAAGUGGUCCUCGAAAACCCUCAGUAAUUGUCAAGUGGUCCGUGGGAACAAAAGUGUGGGAACCGCAGUGUUAUAACACAUAUCAAUAAAUUCAAAUAUGGCCAAAUGAGCAGUUUAAUAAAACACAGAGUAAAUUCAGUGUUACUAUGAAAUAAUCUAGGCUUAGUACCCAAGUACAAAGGUAACUAAAGUAAAUACAUUAAAAUAAAGCAACUCCCAUCAUUCCUGGAUACUGGCUGUGCUAGCUGAGGCUGAUGGUAGUUGGGAGUCCCCACAACAUCUGGAGGGUCAGAGGUUUCCCCACUGUUCCCAGACUGGCACUGUGAAGAUGUAUUGGGCUACAGCUCCCAUCAGCCCCAGCCAAUAUGGCUAAGGAUGAUGGGAGUUGUAGUCUGACAACAUUGGAGGGGGCAGCAAAUGGGCUUAGGCCUAGGCUGAACUGCUUAAGUCAUGUUAUUGCUGUUUCCUUUGUAUUUAUACACAUAAAUCCCUUUGUCUUUUACUCUUGCCUCCAUUACUGGAUACCACAGGAAGCAAGAGCCCUCUCCCCAUUGCUCAUCACUGGCAGCUGGUAUGUGGAGGUAGACUGCCUCUAGGCAUGUAGGUUCCAUAAACCCGUCUUGAGUGAUAGCCACUGAGGGCUGUAGCUAAGUGGCAGAGUAUCUGCCUUGCAUGCAGCAGGUCUCUGGUUCAGUCCCCAAAGUUUCCAGGGAGGGCUGGGGAACAGCCCUGCCUGAAACCCUAGAGAGCCGCUGCCAGUCAGUGUGGACAAUACCGAACUAGAUUGACCAAUGGUCUGACUCUGUAGAAGGCAGUUCCCUGUGUUCCUAUGCUUUCCUUCAUGAAUUUGUCCAGUCCCCGUUCAAAGCCAUCUUUAUUUAUUUUUCAUGUACAUCAUUCUACCUUUCCCGGAGGCUCAAGGUGAUACAUAUACUCUCCCCCGCCUAUUUUAUCUUCACAACAACCCUGUGAGGUAGCUCAGGCUGAAAGAGAUAGCGACCAGCCCAAGGCUCACCCGGUGAGAGCUUCAUGGCUUUGACUGCAGCUUUGAACUCGGGGCGCUCCAGUCCUAGCCAGACACUCUAAUCUCACCGCUGUGUCACACUGCUCUACUUUAAGAAGCCAGUGAACACCAGUACACCUUGUGGAAGGGAAUCCCAUGCAUUAAUUAUGCCAUGCGGGGGGGGCAGGGAGGAACCUGUGAUUCUCCAGAUACUUCUCGACUACAACUCAAUUAUGGAAUGAUCUCUCUGACGAGGUGCUCCUGGCGCCAACACUGUUAUCUUUUCGGCGCCAGGUCAAGACUUUCCUCUUCUCCCAGGCAUUUUAGCAUGUGUUUUAUACUGUUUAAAUUUUUUAAUUGUUUUUAUAAGAUCUGUUUUAAAUUGUAUUUGUUCUAAUGUUUUUAGUUACUGUAAACCGCCCAGAGAGCUUCGGCUAUAGGGCGCUAUACAAGUAUAAUUAAAUAAAUAAAUAAAUAAAUAAAACUCCUGUGGUCCCUGAGAUGCUGACAGGUGGGGCAGAUGUGGUCCAGCAAUAUCUGGAGGGCUACAGGUUCCCCAUCCCUGAAUUAUUGGAAGCGGCCUUCUACCAAAUUAGAUCAUUGGUCCAUCUAACUCAGGAUUGUCUGCACUGACAGGCAGCAGCUCUGCAGGGUGUCGGGCAGGGCACAUUCCCAGCCUUCCCUGGCAAUGCUAGGGAUUGAAUUUAGGACCUGCAUGCAAAGCAGGUGCUCUUUGCAGUGUCCCUGGGAAGAGGGAUUGGUCCAUUGUUAAGCCACUUGGGGAAUUGUAGCUCUGUGAAGGGGGUAGGGGGUCUCCUGACAACUUGGCACCCUUCACAAACGACAUCUCCCGGGAUUCUUUGGGGGAAGCCAUGACUGUAUGCUGAUGCUUUAAAUGGAGAGUGAUGCUGGGGCCCGAGCUAUUAUCAUUUUUGUGUGGGGGGAAAACAUGACUUGCUUUUAUCCAACUCAAAUCUGCCAGCCAGUUUCCUGGAGAAGAGAAGACUGAAGGGAGAUAUGAUAGCACUCUUCAAGUACAUGAAAGGCUGUCACACAGAGGAGGGCCGGGAUCUCUUCUCGAUCAUCCCAGAGUGCAGAACACGGAGUAAUGGGCUCAAGUUACAGGAAACCAGAUUUUGGCUGAACAUCAGGAAAAACUUCCUAGCUGCUACAGCGGUACAAAAAUGGAACCAAUGACCUAGGGAGAUGGUGGGCUCUCCAGCACUGAAGGCCUUCAAGAGGGAGCUGGACAGCCACCUGCCGGGUAUGCUUUAAGUUGAAUGCCUGCAUUGAGCAGAAGGUUGGAUGUGAUGGCCUUAUAGGCCCCUUCCAACUCUACGAUUCCAUGGUUAGAUCUACCCUAAUGACAGUAUCUAACCCAGCCUUCCCCAGCUGGCCACCUUCCAGAUGUUUUGGGCUAUAGCUUCCUUCAGCCCCAGCCAGCCUGCUCUAUUGACUGGGGCUGAUGUGGUUUGCAAUCCAAAAAGAUCUGGAGGGCAUUAGGUUGGGGAAGGCUGGCCCCAAUGGCAGCUAUUGCCUUCAGGCUUUACUUGGAGGCAUCUGAUUGGCCGCUGUGGGAAACAGGAAACUGGAGUUAGGGUCCCUCCAGGUUGGGGUGUGUGUGUGUGUUUCCAGGUGCAUUCUGCAACAUGUCACUGAAGCAACAAUAGUGCAUUAGGGCUGGAUUUAUACUGCACCGUCCAUACACCGUCCUACUUUCUUGGGUGUGCUUUAAUGUUUCCCCAGGGUUUCUACAUUAUUGCCAUCUGGAGGGACGCUGUGGCUCUUUAGGACAACAAAAACGGGACCAAAAAAAUGCAUAACCAGGGCGUUUGUGGAGUAAAAAGUUACAGGAUUCCAGCAGGAAGUGUCGGGACGUGCACUGAAUGGAAACCGAGCAAUAUGUCUGCCCCUCAAACUUUUGCAGGCACAAGCGGCAUUGAAAGCAGAAUCACUGCCCCAAUAUCAUGAGCGCAAAUCAUGAUGAAUGCUCAAUAAAAAGGAUCUGUGGAGAGAUCUUAAAUCUGAUCCAGCAGGGUUCCUCUUAUGUCCUUAUGAGCUUUUUCAAAUAUAGUUUUAUGUUGCAGCUGUACUUUUGAAUGAUCUGAUUGCCAGGGGUGGGGGUUUUAUGACGAGUCCAGACUGCUGUAUCACAGGAAAUGAAUAUGUGAGAUGUGACUGCUGAUGUAAAAGGGCUCUGAACUGUCUGCAGUUGUGCCAAAGAAAUAUUUGGAACUUGGUAUAGAAAUUAGCUUUCUUUUUUAAAAAAACAACAACUGGUUUCUAGUCCUUAUGAACAGAAUUAUAGACUCAACAAAUGGAGUGAGCAAAGCGUGGGAAAGUUGGAGGCAGGGGACUGGAAUAAGACUUCUGGCCUUGGCGGCAGCUCCUUAAAACUGAUCUCUUUGCUUCCGUCAUAGCCAGCAAAAACAAAAAGUUUUCAUCAUAUGAAUAGCAUACAGUACAUUUAAAGCACAUGGCUUCCCCCCAAAGAAUCCUGGGGAUUGUACCUCUAAGAGGGGUACACUACAAUUCCCAGGAUUCUUUGGGGGAAACCAUGUGUUUUUAAGUGCAUGGUGUGGACGUGACCUUAGAAUUUGGACGCCCUGUUGUAGAGUGUUGCUGUCUUUCAAAACAACCUAAAGCAGAUACAGAGCCCAGUGUGCAAGUGCUUGAAUUUUGAAGAAAGCCUAAAAUGCCAGAGCUGAUCUUGCGAAACGUCAAAGCAUCCGUGGGGAAGCAACAAUGAUAAAAGUGUUUGUGAAAAGGCAAUGUGCAGUAUUGUGUCAUUGUGGAUUUUUGGGGAGAGGGAAGGGGAGAGAAGAA